UAAAAUGAUGAACAACAAUGUGACAGAACAAUACAGUUUUGGAAGAGCUAAAAAUGGCAAGUAAAUUCGUCUGUCUGCUUUUGCUGGUCUGCGCGUCGUAUACUGCUGCACAAGACAGUAGCGACAACAGCACCAGUAGCAGCAAUGACAGCAGCCAAAACUUGUCCGAACCAUGCUCUACCGAUGACUUGGACUGUAUUCGCCAGUACUUCAUGAGCAAUGAACGCUGUCGCCCAAGCAGCCAUGAGGAUGGUGACGCUAUCCAUAAGGACGUGCAAGUGUCUUAUAUUCCAAAAAUCAACGUGACUGUCAUCUCGCUUGAUGAUUACAUCACCUUCUACGGCUCCACGAUUAAAAAGUUUUACAUAAACAACGACAGUAACAACCUGGUGAUAUCAAUCGACUUCGAAGGCAUCAACCUCAACUCCCAACGCUGCACCUUCGCCAUUAACCAGAGGGGCGAAGAGCCGAAGCUGGUUGAAGAUUACGUCAACGCCACUUACUCUGCCGAAAUAACUGCUGUAAUUUCUGGACGUGGCAAAGAAAUAAGGUCAGCUGAAGUCAGCGGCUACAGCACCAACGCCUACCCACCGUUCGAACUUGGACCCAAAAUCUCGGAGAGUUCAGAUGAGGUGGUCCAAGCUAUGUACCAGGAGUUGGUGUCAGACAUUCCUACAGCAGUUCAGGAGCUUCUCCUGACCAAAGCUUCAUACUUCUUCUACGUCUACCUGCAAUCUUACAUUUGCGACUACGACAUCGAGUACACUGGACAGAUGAUACCGAGAGUUUGGGUAAGGAAGAUUUCCCGAGAGGAAAUUGACCUAGUAAAGCAUAAGAGGAGGCCUAUAAAUACUACUGAAAAAGAUAUCUUAUACAUAAGAUCCAAGGAUUUUGUAGAAGAAUCUAAAAUGGAGUCGAAAAUAUUUUUUCUUAUCCUUCUGAUUGGUUUGGUGUACGCUGUUAAUGGAGAAGAUAACUUCUAUUACCCAUGCGGAUCCCAAAGCAGCUUAAACUGCAUCAGAAACUACUUCGCAAAGACCAGACGAUGCCAUAGAACCGGUCACCAGGAUGGAGUGGCAAUCUCAAGACAGGCUCAUUUCAAGAUGUACGCUCCUAUCGCCAACCUAACUGCUUCUUCUGAAGCUGACGUCAUCACCUACUAUGGAUCUGAAGUGACAUCUUUCUAUGUGGACAGAGACACUAGCAACUUGGUGUUGUCUGUAAACUUCGAGGGCGUCAACAAGUACACUCCUGUCAUGGACUUCAUCGUUAGCCAGAGAGGGAGGGAGCCAGUAGUGGCCUCUGACUACCUUAAUGUAACCUAUGUCGUAGAACUUACUGGAGUGAUUCCUUCUAAGGGGCUUUUGGGGCUUAGGGGUUCGUCCGUGACAUCCUACAACAUCAACCCUUACCCAUCUUUUGCCGUCGGAUCUAACAUUCAAGAGAGCUCAGACCCAGCCAUUGCCGCAAUGUUCGAAGCUUUAGUCAAUAACAUACCCACUGCAGUACAGGAGUUGCUUUUGACCAAAGGCCCAAUGUUCUACUACGUGUUCCUUCAGCAUUACAUUUGUGACUUUGGGUUUGAAUACUCUGGAGAAUUAGUAUAAUUUUU
Ostrinia nubilalis (European corn borer) is the source of this 1612-nucleotide messenger RNA. RefSeq lists its product as uncharacterized. NCBI's taxonomy places the organism in Eukaryota, Metazoa, Arthropoda, Insecta, Lepidoptera, Crambidae. The record is from RefSeq and is a predicted model, not a curated record. The coding region runs from base 54 to 1607 and encodes 517 amino acids. Gene Ontology annotation, cellular component: extracellular region. Gene Ontology annotation, molecular function: structural molecule activity. The transcript has 11 exons.